AUGAACACAACAUCAUCAUCAGUUAAGAAGAAGAUGAAGAAUAAGAUAAGAUUUAGCGACGAACAAAUUCGGUGUUUAGAGACCAUGUUUGAUUCUGAAACAAAAAUCGAGUCGAAGAAGAAGGUCCAGCUUGCAAGAGAGCUGGGCUUGCAGCCUCGACAGGUUGCGAUUUGGUUUCAGAAUAAGAGAGCCAGGUGGAAAUCUAAGCUACUUGAGAGAGAUUACAGCAUACUCAUGGAUAAUUACAAGAGUCUUGCUUCAAGAUUCGAAGUCUUGAAGAAAGAGAAGCAGUCCUUGCUUGUCCAGGUAAUUAUUCAAUUUUACUCACUUCUUAACCGUCAUGUUUAG
Fraxinus pennsylvanica is the source of this 348-nucleotide messenger RNA. NCBI's taxonomy places the organism in Eukaryota, Viridiplantae, Streptophyta, Magnoliopsida, Lamiales, Oleaceae. The record is from the annotation of a GenBank genome assembly.